Messenger RNA from Cuscuta europaea, 1723 nucleotides. NCBI's taxonomy places the organism in Eukaryota, Viridiplantae, Streptophyta, Magnoliopsida, Solanales, Convolvulaceae. The record is from the annotation of a GenBank genome assembly.
AGCUAAAAAAUUCCAGAACGCGAAGCAGAUUAAUAAUGGCAAUGCGGCGAUGGCCAUUGGCCAAUGGAUUAGAACUCUCCAUUGUUUUGAGCCACAAUCGAUGGGCGUAAUUGAAACGUUCUCCAUUUGAUAUCAUUUUCUAUGUUGACGACGGACUGAAGAAGUAUAUACACAUUUUUCCUUCUUGGAAAGUAUGCACUUAUAUAAAAGUUGCAGGAGGGAUCUCUAGAACUUAAAUAGCUUCAUAAAUCGUACGAUCCCAAAUUGCUAUUGAUCCGAACAACGCACGGAACAAGCUAGGGUUGUCAACAAUGUCCAACACUGCUGGCCUUGUUAUUCCAUGCAACGCUGCAGUUGCAUGGGAAGCAGGGAAGCCUCUGGUGAUACAGAGGGUGGAGGUUGCACCCCCACAGGCCAUGGAGGUGAGGAUCAAGAUCAAGUACACCUCUCUUUGUCACACUGACCUCUAUUUCUGGGAAGCCAAGGGACAAACACCACUCUUUCCUCGCAUAUUUGGUCAUGAAGCAGCAGGAGUUGUGGAGAGUGUUGGUGAAGGGGUUGAAGACCUCCAGGCUGGGGACCACGUUCUUCCGGUAUUUACUGGUGAAUGCGGGGAAUGUGCACACUGUAAAUCUGCUGAAAGCAACAUGUGUGAUCUCCUGAGGAUAAACACUGAUAGAGGUGUCAUGCUGAAUGAUGGAAAAUCUAGAUUUUCUGUCAAUGGAGAACCCAUAAACCAUUUCUUAGGCACAUCAACUUUCAGCGAGUACACGGUUGUGCAUUCAGGCUGUCUUGCUAAGAUCAAUCCAUUGGCACCACUUGACAAAGUUUGUAUUUUAAGUUGUGGCAUCUCCACAGGAUUAGGUGCAACUUUAAAUGUAGCUAAGCCAAAACAAGGAUCUUCUGUAGCCAUAUUUGGUCUUGGAGCUGUUGGCCUUGCUGCUGCUGAAGGUGCACGAAUUGCUGGGGCAUCAAGAAUUAUUGGUGUUGACCUUAAUCCUAAAAGGUUUGAGGAAGCCAAGAAAUUUGGAGUGAAUGAGUUUGUGAAUCCCAAGGACUAUGAUAGACCAGUUCAACAGGUAAUAACAGAAAUGACGAAUGGUGGUGUUGAUAGGAGCGUGGAGUGCACUGGUCAUAUCAGUGCUAUGAUAUCUGCCUUUGAAUGUGUUCAUGAUGGGUGGGGUGUUGCUGUAUUAGUUGGUGUUCCUAACAAGGAAGCAGUUUUCAUGACGAAGCCGAUAAACUUGCUGAAUGAGCGGACUCUUAAAGGAACAUUCUUUGGUAACUAUAAACCGAGGAGUGAUCUGCCAUCUGUUGUUGAAAUGUACAUGAACAAGACACUUGAAGUUGAGAAGUUUAUAACUCACCGUGUUCCGUUUUCUGAUAUCAACAAAGCAUUUGAUUACAUGCUGAGAGGGGAAGGACUGAGAUGCAUAAUCAGCAUGGAAGAUUAGUGGCCUUAUACAAACUGAUGUUUGAAUGUAUUCAAUAUUCAUGUAUGGUGGUGUUUUGAGCAACACUUGCUUUCAAAUCUAAACCCCAUCUUUUGUCAGAAUAAAAUUUCCUUUCAACAUUUCAUCAUAUGAACUGGAAUUUGUAAAUGGUGUACAAAUACAGUAUUUUGAAUAAAACAAAAGCUAUUUCUAUUGGUGUCAUCAUGUAGGCUAUGGAAUUAGUAUGAGUGCAUGUAAUCGCCUCUCGGGGGGUCAAGGUUAACCCGUCC